AUGCUGAACAGCGUGUUUGGGUGGGUCAUGAUUGGUCCCACCUCUCCUCAGAAUCCAGCAUCUCCGACCGAUUGCACCGCCGCGUCCACAAUCGUCUGCAUGGCAUCCCUGGAGGAGUCUCUCGAACGCUUUUGGAAGCUGGAAGAGUUAAGCGUCAAUGAUUCGUACUCACCUGAUGAGCGGCGAUGCGAAACAUUGUAUAAAGAAACCACUCAGCGCGACGAGUCGGGUCGCUAUAUUGUACGAUUGCCCAAACAGACCGACUUCACGGAAAAGCUUGGCCUGUCUAAAACUACCGCUUUGAGACUCUUCGAGCUGCUGGAGAGGAGGCUAGAACGCAACCCACAGCUCAAGGAAGACUAUCAUGCCUUCAUGAAGGAGUAUUUGGAGCUGGGGCACAUGUCGCUCAUGAACAAAGAUAGUGGGGAUGAACGGGCGUACUACCUACCGUACCAUCCCGUAUUUAAAGCAUCCAGUACCACCACGAAAGUAAGGGUCGCGUUCGACGGAUCUGCAAAAACAAGCACCGGUUAUUCCUUGAAUGACAUUCUAUGUGUUGGUCCAAUCGUGCAGGACGAGCUGCUUGAUAUUGUGUUGCGAUUCCGCACCUACCAAAUAGCACUUGUGGGAGAUAUAGCUAAAAUGUACCGACAAAUUCUCAAUGGUAGGUUUGAGUUGCGCAAGUGGACCUCAAACAAUCUGAGCGUGCUCUCCGGCUUAAGCACCGAGUAUAUCGGCACACACUCAUCGCUGCAUUUUAUACCCAACGAGACGGUCAAAGCACUCGGCAUCUCGUGGAAGCCUGAAUCGGAUGAGCUGUGUUUUGAAUCCAACACUGAGGCUGAUGAAGCCACGUCGACCAAGCGAUCUAUUUUGUCGAGCAUUGCCAAAAUGUACGAUCCGCUCGGAUUGAUAGCACCGGUGAUCGUGCGUGCUAAGAUGCUGAUCCAGGAGCUAUGGCUACUCAAAUCCGGCUGGGAUGAACCUGUUCCUAAUCACAUCUAUGCAACAGUAGAAUUUCACACAUUUACCGAUGCUUCGGAGGCCGCCUACGGAGCAUGUGUCUACGCUCGUUGUGAAAACGCGGCGGGAGAAGUCCGCAUCAGCCUAUUAGCUUCGAAGUCUCGAGUGGCACCACUGAAGCGCGUCACGUUGCCGAGGCUUGAACUAAGCGCAGCUGUCCUGGGCGCCCAUCUGCAUCAUCGCGUCAAGGAGGCAAUGCAGAUCGUGUGCGCCGAAUCGGUUUUCUGGUCCGACUCAACAGUGACGCUAAAAUGGAUUGCGUCACCUCCCAACUCCUGGAAGACGUUCGUGGCAAAUCGAGUAGCUGAGGUGCAACACUACUCUCAUCCAAGAAUGGUACGCAUCAUUGCAUACUGCAUACGGUUUGUGCGCAACAUCAAGCAGAAGGCGCGAUCCCAGCGACCGAUACCGCACACCAAUGCAUCUAAGACGAUCACGCCCGAGUACGUGGAUGCUGCAAAAACUGUUCUUUACCGAAUAGCCCAGCAUGAUUCAUUUUCCGCGGAAAUCAAGCAGCUAAAAAAGGGAGAAGCAUUGAUGAAACAAUCACCUUUACGAAAACUUACCCCAUUCCUGGAUACAGAAGAAGUAAUACGGAGAUCUGUAUUGGCCACUGGACGGACGUCGCUUGGUGAAAAGCAUCUCAAGGAACUCGCACGGCAGCCGGUUGGCCAGCUUCCACCAUCCCGCAUCACACCGAUCCGACCGUUUUCUGUAACCGGAGUGGACUACGCCGGUCCAUUCUAUUUGAAGCCAGCGCACCGGAAGGCAGCAGCUACUAAGAGCUAUCUGUGCGUUUUCGUGUGUUUCGCUACGAAAGCUGUGCAUUUGGAACUCGUAGGAGACCUCACAACGGCGGGAUUCUUAGCAGCGCUACGCCAAUUCACAUCACGACGCGGAUUGCCAGCCCACAUCCAUUCUGAUAAUGGGAAAAACUUCGAAGGCACAGAACGUGAACUGAAGGAGCUUUUUGAGCUGUUCAACGACGAACAACACCGCAACACCGUGGCUACCAGAUGCGCUGACCGGGGAAUCACUUGGCAUUUCAACCCACCAAAGGCUCCACACUUCGGCGGAUUAUGGGAAGCAGUAGUAAAGACGGCGAAGCGACACCUCUAUCGUCACCUGGGCAAUACGCGGCUGUCGUACGAAGGCUACUGCACUGUGCUCCACCAAAUCGAGACAGCGAUGAAUUCCCGUCCGCUGUUGCCUUUGUCCGACGAUCCCAACGAGCUAGCUGCACUCACACCGGCACACUUCCUUAUUGGCACAUCGAUGUUCGCCGUGCCUGAACCGGACUACACCCAGCUGAAAUCCUGCACGCUAGAUGAUCUUCAGAAGUGGCAGCUUUUGGUUCAGCGUUUUUGGAAGCAUUGGGCCACUGAGUAUCUACAAGAAAUGCAAAAAAGUUAUGCAAGUGGUGGCAGCAACAACAGCAACAUACUUCCCGGCAGGUUAGUGAUCCUCAUGGACGAAUCGUUACCCACCACUCGUUGGCCUCUCGCGCGUAUCGUUGAAAUCCAUCCCGGUGAAGACAAGAUGGUACGCGUCGUUACGCUCAAGACCGCUAAGGGAAUAAUUACGCCCGAUCACGAACGAAUUACCGAAUUACCGAUCACGAAAAUAUGCGUUUUACCGCUCAGCACUGAUAGCGAAAACCCCGUGUAA
This is a messenger RNA of Anopheles coluzzii, 2691 nucleotides long. RefSeq lists its product as uncharacterized. The transcript is spliced from 4 exons. NCBI's taxonomy places the organism in Eukaryota, Metazoa, Arthropoda, Insecta, Diptera, Culicidae. The record is from RefSeq and is a predicted model, not a curated record. Gene Ontology annotation, biological process: DNA integration. Gene Ontology annotation, molecular function: nucleic acid binding. Bases 1 to 2691 code for a protein of 896 amino acids.